CUUUGCGUUUUCAACUUCGUUUUUUUAGUUCGUUCUAAAACUCUAGAAAGCUGUGUACCAUUUCCAAGUCUCUCUCGGCCAAGAAGUUUGCGAUCUUAAAAAGUCAAAAUAUAUGUAACAAAUGCUUUGAAUUAUAAUACGUUUCGAGAAGGCCUGUGAUUUUCUAGAGAGUUUCUUCAAAGUUGAAUUAUUGACAAAAACUUUGUAGAAUCUUUAUUAGUCAGGCUUUGAAGCUUUCUCGUUAGAGAUUAAAAGAUUGUUAACUAAACAUGUUUAAGAGAAGGAAUGCGCACCAACUUGAUGAUGGUUCUCAGCAUGAUAACAAGGUUAGAGAAUUGAGAUCUGCGAUAGGGCCGCUCUCUGGACAAAGUUUAGUGUUCUGCUCUGAUGCUUCCUUGAGGAGAUAUUUGGCUGCUCGAAACUGGAAUGUGGAGAAAGCCAAGAAAAUGCUUGAGGAGACUCUCAAGUGGAGAUCAACAUACAAACCUCAAGAGAUCCGUUGGAAUCAAGUAGCACAUGAAGGUGAGACCGGUAAAGUUUCAAGAGCUAGUUUUCAUGAUAGACAAGGCAGAGUAGUGCUUAUAAUGAGACCAGCAUUACAGAACUCAACAUCAGCAGAAGGUAAUAUCAAGCAUUUGGUCUAUCUUCUUGAAAAUGCAAUCCUCAAUCUUCCCAAGGGACAAGAACAAAUGUCUUGGCUCAUUGAUUUCACUGGUUGGUCUAUGGCUGCUAAUGUUCCUAUGAAAACAACACGUGAGAUUGUCUACAUUCUACAGAAUCAUUACCCUGAGAGACUCGGUAUCGCCUUUCUCUACAAUCCACCAAGACUUUUCCAAGCAGUAUACAGGGCUGUUAAGUACUUCUUGGACCCAUGUACAGCUCAAAAGGUCAAGUUUGUGUACCCUAAAGACAAAACAAGUGAUGAACUGAUGACAUCACACUUUGAUGUUGAGAAUCUUCCCAAGGAGUUUGGAGGAGAAGCAACACUAGAGUAUGAUCAUGAGGAGUUCUCAAAACAAAUGUGUGAAGAUGAUGUCAAAACAGCAAAGUUUUGGGGACUGGAGGAGAAACAGUAUCCUAAACCAAACGGUUUCUCUCCAGCCGAUGUUGUUCCUGAGCCAGCCACUUCUCUUGCAUCAGCAGCUAGCUGAGACAUAUAUACAUACACACAUAAACAAGAAUAGUGAAGGUUUAUUCUCGUGGAAGAAGAGCCAAUAAAAUGGUGAUGUUUACUUAGAGAAUUAAUAAGGUUCCAUCCAAGUCUUUGCUUAGUGAGCCAAAGACUUUUUUAAUGUUAUAAUUAACAGAGGCGUUCCUUGUCAUGAAUGUUGUAUGCGUGUGUGAGAAUAUUUUUACCGUGUGUAAUUGUUUUGUGUUUAUUAAUUGAAAUUAUCAGAGUUAUCCUUUUAUU
Molecule: messenger RNA, 1411 nt
Organism: Brassica rapa (field mustard)
Lineage: Eukaryota; Viridiplantae; Streptophyta; Magnoliopsida; Brassicales; Brassicaceae
Product: phosphatidylinositol transfer protein 3
Molecular function (GO): phosphatidylinositol transfer activity
Source: RefSeq, a predicted model, not a curated record